Diaporthe batatas is the source of this 1551-nucleotide messenger RNA. Its product is annotated as anthranilate synthase TRP2. NCBI's taxonomy places the organism in Eukaryota, Fungi, Ascomycota, Sordariomycetes, Diaporthales, Diaporthaceae. The transcript has 5 exons. The record is from RefSeq and is a predicted model, not a curated record. Gene Ontology annotation, biological process: L-tryptophan biosynthetic process. The coding region runs from base 1 to 1551 and encodes 516 amino acids. Gene Ontology annotation, molecular function: anthranilate synthase activity.
AUGAGUGUCCGAGACCAGAUCGUCCCGUCGCUGGAUACGGUGAAGGAUGUGCUGGCCAAGCAGCAGGGCCCCAAGAAGCCAAACCUCGUCCCGCUGUACGGCCAGAUCUCUUCGGACCUGAUCACGCCCUCCUCCGCCUACCUGAAGGUCGUGGCUCACACCAAGUCUCCCUACUCCGUCCUCUUUGAGAGCGCUGCGUCGGAGCAGGUCGGCCGGUACAGCUUCGUCGGUGCAGGCCCGAGGAAGAUACUCAAGACCGGCGAGGGCCACGGCGAGUCCUGCGAUCCACUCCCUGCGCUGGAGAAGGAGCUCUCGCAGUAUGUCGUUGCUGAGGUUCCGGACAUGCGCCUGCCCCCUCUGACGGGUGGUGCUAUUGGGUAUAUCGGAUACGACUGCGUCAGAUAUUUUGAGCCCAAGACAGCUCGACCUAUGAAGGAUGUUCUGCAGAUCCCGGAGUCACUCUUUCACUUUUAUGAUACCAUAAUAGCAUUUGACCGCUUCUUCGGCGUCAUCAAGGUCAUCACCUAUUUGAGGGUCCCCGAGGACCCGGCCGACAUCGACAGCGAGUAUGCCAAGGCGGUGAAUGUCAUUGAGGAUCUUGUUGGCGUCCUCGAGGCCCCCGAGACCCCAUUGCCCGAGCAGAAGCCCAUCCAACUCGGCCGUGAAUACACGUCCAACAUUGGCCAGGAUGGGUACGAAAGCCAUGUCAAGAAUCUGAAGAAGCAUAUCGUUGUGGGAGACAUCAUCCAGGCCGUCCCAUCCCAACGCUUCGCUCGGCCCACGGAUCUGCACCCUUUCAACAUCUACAGGCACCUCCGCACUGUCAACCCGUCGCCAUACCUUUUCUUCAUCGAUAAUGGAGACUUCCAGAUCAUUGGUGCAUCCCCAGAACUUCUUGUCAAGGAAGAGGCCGGACGGAUCAUAACCCACCCCAUCGCCGGUACUGUCAAGCGAGGCAAGAACCCCGAGGAGGACGAGCGCCUGGCUACCGAGCUGGCAAAUUCUCUGAAGGACCGCGCUGAGCACGUCAUGCUGGUCGACCUGGCGCGCAACGACGUCACGCGCGUCUGCGAUCCAAUGGAGACCCGGGUCGACAGGCUAAUGGUCGUGGAGAAAUUCUCGCACGUCCAGCACCUUGUGUCCCAGGUCUCGGGAGUCCUGCGGCCUGGAAAGACCAGGUUCGACGCCUUCCGCUCCAUAUUCCCCGCCGGCACGGUCUCUGGCGCGCCCAAGGUCAAGGCCAUGGAGUUGAUCGCCGAGCUGGAGAAGGAGAAGCGUGGUGUCUACGCAGGUGCCGUCGGGUACUUUGGCUACGGCAGCGUGACCCCUGCUGGGGUGGAGAAGGAGGGAGCCAUGGACACGUGCAUCGCUCUUCGCACGAUGAUGACCAAGGAUGGCGUGGCAUAUCUCCAGGCUGGUGGUGGUAUUGUGUUCGACUCGGACCCGUAUGAUGAGUGGAUGGAGACGAUAAACAAACUCGGUGCGAAUAUGCAAUGCAUCACUUCCGCCGAAAAUAUUUACGUGGCCCGUCAGACGAAAGGAACUCAGUAG